AUGGAGGCUUGCACCGGAACUGCAGUUAUGGGUUCUCUACAACAGCCCAUUUGGAGCAAAGGAACAUCUUUCGCUCCCAAGAAGCCAACUUUUGUUCUCUUCCCGCGUCAGGUUAAGCUCCAGUCAUUGAAACCCUGUAAAGUGUCUGUUGAAGGUAGCUUGGUGACUGGCAGGCCUCCCUCAUCCGUCUCUGUGCCGAUUCCAGAAGCUGAAGGCGAUACAAGUGGCUUCCAGGACCAUGCACUUACUGAUGCUGAUCCAGAGGUUCAUGAUAUUAUCAGAAAGGAAAAGGACAGGCAGUUCAAAAGCCUUGAGCUCAUUGCCUCCGAGAAUUUUACAUCUCGGGCAGUUAUGGAGGCUGUUGGUUCUUGUCUGACUAACAAGUAUUCUGAAGGUCUACCUGGUAAAAGAUACUAUGGUGGAAAUGAACAUAUUGAUGAGCUUGAAACACUAUGUCAAGAAAGAGCUUUGGCCGCUUUUCACUUGGACGGAAACAAGUGGGGUGUUAACGUGCAACCAUUGUCUGGUUCUCCUGCUAAUUUUGAGGUUUACACUGCGAUUCUUAAACCGCACGACCGAAUCAUGGGUUUGGAUUUGCCACAUGGAGGACAUUUGUCUCAUGGAUUCAUGACUCCUAAAAGACGGGUGUCUGGCACUUCAAUAUACUUCGAGUCUAUGCCCUACCGCCUUGAUGAGUCCACAGGUCUGGUUGAUUAUGAUAUGCUUGAAAAGACUGCUAUUCUGUUUCGACCAAAACUUAUCAUUGCUGGUGCCAGUGCCUAUCCCCGCGAUUUUGAUUAUCCUCGCAUGAGGAAAAUAGCAGAUUCUGUUGGUGCUUUCCUCAUGAUGGAUAUGGCUCACAUAAGUGGGCUAGUCGCUGCCUCUGUGGUUGGUGAUCCCUUCGAGUACUGUGAUGUUGUGACAACAACAACACACAAGUCUCUACGGGGUCCCAGAGGUGGCAUGAUUUUCUUUAGGAAGGACCCUAUUCUCGGUGUUGACUUAGAAUCUUCCAUUAACAAUGCUGUUUUCCCCGGAUUACAGGGUGGUCCUCAUAAUCAUACUAUUGGAGGCCUAGCUGUUUGCUUAAAGCAUGCUCAAUCCCCUGCAUUUAAAACUUACCAGAAGCAGGUCGUUUCCAAUUGUAGGGCGCUAGCACAGCGACUGGGCGAAUUGGGAUAUAAGCUUGUUUCUGGCGGGAGUGAUAAUCACCUUGUUUUGGUAGAUCUGAGGCCAAUGGGAAUUGAUGGAGCUCGAGUGGAGAAAAUCCUGGACUUGGCUUCCAUAACUCUCAACAAGAACUCAGUCCCAGGCGAUAAAAGUGCCUUGGUCCCUGGUGGAAUUCGCAUUGGUUCGCCUGCCAUGACUACCAGAGGGUUCAAGGAGAGCGAAUUUGUGGCAACAGCCGAGUUGAUUCACCAAGGGGUGCAAAUAUCACUGGAAGCUAAAUCGUUAGCUUCAGGGCCAAAGCUGCAGGAUUUCUUGAAGUUCGUUGCAUCGCCAGAGUUCCCUCUACAAGAUAAAUUGUCAGAUCUCAGGAAGCAGGUCGAGGGUUUGACAACCCAGUUCCCCAUUCCCGGAGUAUGA
This is a messenger RNA of Linum trigynum, 1587 nucleotides long. Lineage: Eukaryota; Viridiplantae; Streptophyta; Magnoliopsida; Malpighiales; Linaceae. The record is from the annotation of a GenBank genome assembly.